AUGAAAUUGCCCUUUGCUUCAUCGCAGAACAACCUAUCCUCUUCUACCAACGUCAAGCAGGAAGUCACCGCUGGUGGAAGUAAUCGCUACGAACCUAAAUCGGUUCUCGACGUGCGAAGGAGUCCGCCUAGUCCGAUUACUGGUAAGCCUUCGGAAUUCAAUUCCACCGAUCAUACUAGUGUUGUGUUUUCGUCCUUGGAGGAUCCGUUGCCGUUGGAUAAUAUUGAACAUGGAAUGAUCCAUCAGUUUGAAGAAUGGGAUUCUCUCAUGAGGGAAUUGGGUCUUCAUGAUGAUUCUACUAAAUCUGCUUACCCUCUUGAUCUUCCCGAGUUGCCACCGAUUCACACGGAAGCGACUGCCCCGCCGACGGCUAUGUUCUUUCACUCGGAUUUCGAGAACUUGAAUCCGAAUCUGAACGCACUUGAUUUCAUGAGUCAGGAUGAUGAUGAUAGCAAUAAUAACAAUGGAAAUAGAUUUGAUUUUGUAGAUGAGUUGAUUCGGAUCGCUGAGUGCUUUGAGACUCGGUCUAUCCAGCUGGCUCAAGUGAUAAUGGCGCGGCUCAAUCAGCGCCUCCGUGCGCCUACCGGAAAAGCGCUUCAGAGAGCUGCUUUUUACUUCAAAGAAGCACUUCAGUCUCUACUCACUGGACCAACUCGUAUGACUCAGUCUUCUUCUUCGUCGGAGAUUGUUCAAGCGAUCAAAGCGUACAAGACGUUUUCAAACGUCUCUCCGAUUCCGAUGUUCUCGGACUUCACCGCCAACCAAGCGAUGCUCGAGGCAGUGGACGGUGCGAUGAUCGUGCACGUUAUCGAUUUUGACAUCGGCCUGGGAGGUCGUUGGGCGUCGUUCAUGAAAGAGAUCGCCGAGAAAGCGGAGUCUCGGAAGGUUCAUUCGCCGGCUGUCAGAAUCACCGCUGUCGUUCCGGAGGAGUAUGAAACGGAAUCGAAAUUGAUCAGAGAUAAUCUAUGGCAGUUCGCUCGUGGUCUCAAAUUACGAUUCGAUAUAGAUUUCGUCUCCUUUCGAAAUUUCGAGUACCUGUCGUUCAAAGCAAUCAAGUUCAUGGACGGAGAGAAGACAGCAGUUCUCCUGUCGUCAACCGUAUUCCACCGCAUAGGCGCCGGUUUCAUCAACGAUCUCCGGCUAAUUUCGCCACAUGUUAUCGUUGUCGUCGACGGCGAAGGGCUGAUGGGAGGUGAACCUUCGUUCUUCCGUCAAACGGUAAUCGACGGGCUAGAAUUCUAUUCAACGCUACUCGAAUCGUUGGAGGCGGCGAACGUUGGUGGCGGCGGAGGGAAUGACUGGAUCAGGAAAAUAGAGAUGUUUGUGUUACUGCCUAAGAUAACUGCGGCGGUGGAGGCGUCGGGCCGUCAAGUGCCGUCGUGGCGGGAGGCGUUCAGUAGGACCGGCAUGAGGGCAGUGGGGAUGAGUCAAUUCGCUGACUUUCAGGCGGAGUGUUUACUGAGGAGGGUACAAGUGAGGGGAUUCCACGUGGUGAAACGACAAGCGGAGAUGGUGCUUUGCUGGCAUGAUAGGCCCCUUGUUGCCACGUCAGCAUGGAGGUUUUAACCCAUUUAAAAGUUAAAUCAUAGUCUAAUAUUAUCAUUAAUCUACUAUUUUCUUUGCUUUUUUUUUUAUAAUUUUGUUGCAUAUUAUGAAAAAUAAAUUAAAAUUAGGGAUAAUAUUGUG
This is a messenger RNA of Cynara cardunculus var. scolymus (artichoke), 1686 nucleotides long. RefSeq names its product scarecrow-like protein 15. The record is from RefSeq and is a predicted model, not a curated record. Gene Ontology annotation, biological process: regulation of DNA-templated transcription. Lineage: Eukaryota; Viridiplantae; Streptophyta; Magnoliopsida; Asterales; Asteraceae. Gene Ontology annotation, molecular function: sequence-specific DNA binding; DNA-binding transcription factor activity. Gene Ontology annotation, cellular component: nucleus. The transcript has a single exon. The coding region runs from base 1 to 1566 and encodes 521 amino acids.